Messenger RNA from Tyto alba (common barn owl), 1916 nucleotides. RefSeq names its product leukotriene C4 synthase. Gene Ontology annotation, molecular function: glutathione peroxidase activity; glutathione transferase activity; leukotriene-C4 synthase activity. The transcript is spliced from 5 exons. Gene Ontology annotation, biological process: leukotriene biosynthetic process. Gene Ontology annotation, cellular component: membrane; nuclear envelope; endoplasmic reticulum. NCBI's taxonomy places the organism in Eukaryota, Metazoa, Chordata, Aves, Strigiformes, Tytonidae. The record is from RefSeq and is a predicted model, not a curated record. Bases 114 to 572 code for a protein of 152 amino acids.
GCAGCGCAGCAAGAAAGCUCAGCUCAGCCCUGGAGCUGGCGGUAGUGGGAGAGGGGCUGGAGAGCAGCUGUACGCGUCACACCAGGCUGGGGUUUUGGUCCACAGUCAGCAACAUGAGAAAUGAGAUAGACUUGCUGGCCACUGUCACAGUUCUGGGAGUCCUGGAGCAAGCCUAUUUUGCACUGCAGGUGAUCUAUGCCCGGCGGAAGUACAAGAUCUCCCCUCCCGAGACAACAGGUCACCCUGAAUUUGACCGGAUCUUCAGAGCUCAGGCAAAUUGCUCAGAGUACUUCCCGAUCUUCAUCUCGCUCCUCUGGGUUGCUGGAAUCUUCUUCCAUCAAGGUGUGGCUGCAGUGUGUGGGCUGCUCUACCUCUACACCCGCUUCAAGUACUUCCAGGGAUACACCGUGGCUACGCAGGGACGGUUGGGGCCGCUGUACGCCAGCGCCCGGCUGCUGUGGGUGCUGCUGGGGCUGGCGGUGGCCGGGCUGCUGGCACACUUCUUGCUGCCCCACUCCUCAGGGUGGGCAGCACCGCUGGCAUGGCCCUUCCAGCUGCUCGGCACCUGGUGAGAGGGGCCGUGGCCCUCCCAAAACCCACUGGUCAGCCUCAGCGGAGGGGAGGGAGUUGUGCAGCGUGGUCAGAGACCAAGUACCUCCCCAGCUCCGUGCUUACCUUUGAAGGGAGGCAGAUGCUGGCACUCCUCUGCUCAUGAAGCUCCACUCUCCAGAGAUAAUUUCCCUUCUAGAAAGCAAACGGUGCCCAGUCUCUACCCCUGCUGCUGGGCUUCACUGCCAGGUUUUGUAGCACUGUCUGCUCUAAAACCUGUAACACCUUUGGCUCUGCCAUUCGGAGCAUGGAUUGACCCAUACGCUGUUGUCACUCCUUUCUGCUGUAAUGGUCUAUGCUGAAGGAUCACACCAUGGAUAUACAAAAAAUAAAUUCCUUUUCUCAGUAGAAAUGACCUGUGAUUGUCAAAGGUGCUUGGGGACUGGGUGUGAGAACAUCUGAGGGUUAGGGGACUGGGUUGCAUGGGAAAAGCUGCUGCGAUUAAAACUAACUUGAAAGGAGAGGUAAACUUGUCUAAAACUGUAUCCAAAUUUUGAGAAAAAAGCCUGACUCUAAUCCAAAUGCUAACAUCUGUGUUUGGUAUUGACCUGAAUGACCUUGACUUGGCCCUGACUUCACUUAUCACCCACCCACCAGUAGGACUCUGACCUCUCGCUGGAUUUCAACCUCCACUGGAAAUUCGAGGUUUGCCAGUAACUAAAGCAGGCAGCUCCUUGCUAAUUUGUACAUGGGUAUUAAGAAAAAAAAAACAACAACAUGUAUUUUUUUAAGACAAAGAACUGGUCCACAAUUGCACCCUCAGGUGUACAGGUGCCCAAGUGCUGCCUUUGCUCCCUUCUGAGGAAAGACCUGAACAACCCUUCCUUUUUUUUUUUAAUACCUGGCAAAGGUUCCUGUGGCACUGGGGCAAAAAUUACCAGUUUCCCACUGGGCUGCUCUAAGUGCUCUCCCCAGCUUGAGCAAUGCUUUGGGAGUAUCAGGCACUGGUGAGUGCUGAGGAAUGACUCCAUUUCAGGUGUAGGGGCUACAGCAGGUCCCUGCCCCCAGGGAUGCACACCCUUCCUGGGGGGGGGACAGGCGGGCAGAGCAAGUGCCUUCCUGCUGUGAGUGACUCUCACUGCCACACCAAAGGUUUAAAUUUAGCUUUUAUUACAGUGCACAUUAUUUUAUAUAUUUAUAUAUAGAGAUGUACUUGAAAAAUCAAAUGUAUCCAAUAAUAAAAAAUACAGCACAUUAAAGUAGUAUAAUGCAUUCCAGUGUAUAGCUGAAAAGACAUUGGGAUUUACACUAAUCCCUACUAUUUUUGAACUGGGCUACUUCUGCUUUUUUUUUUUUUUUUUUCCUUC